Messenger RNA from Trypanosoma theileri, 1401 nucleotides. RefSeq lists its product as uncharacterized. The transcript has a single exon. The coding region runs from base 1 to 1401 and encodes 466 amino acids. The record is from RefSeq and is a predicted model, not a curated record. Lineage: Eukaryota; Euglenozoa; Kinetoplastea; Trypanosomatida; Trypanosomatidae.
AUGGAGUGUUGUGUGCACUCCCCUUGCGGCCGUUACAUUGUCAGGUACAAGUGUGAUGCAGAGUCUAUGUGCAUAGAUGUGGUGCCAAAGGUGUCUGCCUUUGAGCCGUCCCCAAGUAUUCACUACGUUGCCUUGUUGCGGGAUAGUCACGUUGUGGAAAUCACAACAGCGGCAGGCGUGCGAAAGGAGUUCUCUGGAUUUGCCGAUAUGACAUAUAACGCCUUGAUUGGUCGUUCCCCGUGUGUCAGAUUCUUUAUUGAAACCUGUGAAGAGAUGAGGAGUCGUAUAACAGCAGAAGUGGCGCAGCGUGGCCGUGGCCUUUCUGACAGUUACAAUGAUGACAGCGAAACCAGUCAGCUUUCUGAAUCAUCUCGCACACAACGUUUUUUUACUUUAGACUACGACGUGGAUUUUACGCGGGCCGUAUUCCCCGUACCUCUUGUGCACAUGAAAGCAGAAGGGGAUACAGCAACAACACCGUUGACUGCAGAAAAUGGUGGGAACUCGCGGCACACAACUGGUGCCCAUUAUCAUCAUCAUCAUCGUCCUAGUCAAGAUCAACCCCAUUUACAUGCACAGAAGGUAAUGCUAGUGGAAGGUGGAACAAUAAAGAAAGAGCCGGGAUGUGACAGCGGCAAGGAUGACGAGAACAACAGUAACAACAACUGUAGCAGUGACGACAGCAAAACCGUUAUCGCGAGACUUCAGGCGGAGAAUGAGAAACUCAAACGUGAAAACGAGGCACUAACACGUUUAAGUCGAGAGAAGAUGUUGGAGAUGCAGCGACUCUGCGAGGACUUUCAGCAACGUGUGGAAGGAGCGCGUGAUGCGGAACGUCUGCAGAAGAAAUUGACGGCUCUACGCGUGCGAUUAAGACAAGCGGAAGAGGAACGCGACGAGGCACACGCAGCUUUUGCACGAUUGAAACAGCGAACGUUACGUUCAUCUCCGCAAUGUGAAAGUAGUCGCCGUAGCGUCAGAACGCAGCGCCGAUCUCGCUUCGACACCCCCUCACCUUCACACCACCACCGCCGUCAACGGGAGCGAGAACAUGAAGAACCGAAACAACAACGACAACAGCAACCACAACCACCACAAAGUAAUCGUCGUUCGGUCUCGCGUCGACUGGGCGAUUCACCAGCACCGCGAGGACGCACCGGUGGGCGGCCGGAGUUGCGUGUGACGUCACGCGGUCGUUCUGCAAGCGGCAGCGGCAUUGGAGGCGUUGCGAAGAAACGACUGUGGGCGGAUGGGAACAGCAGCCGCUGCAGUAGCGUUGCAGGAUCACGCUGCAGCUCACGCAAUAGCUGCGAAAGACUGUACCGUACUCCCACUGUUAGUAGUCGUCAGCAUGAGCGUAACACACCGCUUUACGUGCCUCGACACGCUGUGUUUAGAUAG